UAUCGGAUUGGGAAAUCGCGGGCCCUUUCGUCCCUUGUAUUAUGCGAAGCGCGCGAAAAAGGUUACGAACCAAUUGAUGACGUCGCGAAGGGGUAGUGUGGUGGAUGUUCAGUUACUCUGUUUCACUCCCAGGAAGUUUUCGAUAUCGCCGUUCAUUCAAUUUCGGAAAAACGAUGAGCUUCCUCCAGAACAGAUUGCUGUCCUCCGUAAAGCUUUCGAAGCUUUUGACAGUCAAAAAUCGGGCAGUAUUCCUUGUGAUAUGGUAGCGGAUAUUUUACGCCUUAUGGGUCAGCCGUUUGACAAAAAGAUCUUGGAAGAACUGAUCGAAGAGGUCGAUGCCGACAAAUCUGGUCGCCUGGAAUUUGAGGAAUUCGUAACGUUAGCAGCAAAAUUCAUCGUAGAAGAAGACGACGAAGCAAUGCAGAAGGAGCUUAAGGAAGCUUUCCGAUUAUACGACAAAGAAGGUAACGGCUACAUACCGACGAGCAGUUUAAGGGAAAUCCUCAGAGAACUUGACGACCAACUGACGGAGAAAGAACUAGACAUGAUGAUCGAAGAAAUCGACACCGAUGGUUCCGGUACUGUUGAUUUUGACGAAUUCAUGGAAAUGAUGACAGGAGAAGUGUAAGGGAUGCAAAACAACAAUCCGUAUGGUUACUUCUAGGUGCAUUUUUUAUUUUUGUUGUAUAAUAAAAUUAAACGUAAAUGUGAACAUUAUGUUACAUGAUAAUAACUGUUUUAUUAUAAAAUAUUUUAUUUUCAA
This is a messenger RNA of Cylas formicarius (sweet potato weevil), 763 nucleotides long. Its product is annotated as troponin C-like. The record is from RefSeq and is a predicted model, not a curated record. The transcript is spliced from 6 exons. Lineage: Eukaryota; Metazoa; Arthropoda; Insecta; Coleoptera; Brentidae. The coding region runs from base 77 to 628 and encodes 183 amino acids. Gene Ontology annotation, molecular function: calcium ion binding; enzyme regulator activity.